CUCACUGUCAACAACCUCCCAUCCUGAAGACACGCUUACCACAACUGAGGGAGUGGGGAAACAGUUUGAGACCUAGCAUCAGUUAAACCUCCUCCACAGGCAGAAAAGCCAGAAGAGAAAAAUGAAGACCGGACAUUUUGAUAUGGUCACCAUGCUGCUGGCAGCUAUGAUUCUAAUGGACAUUUUCCAGGUGAAGGCUGAAAUGUUAGACAUGGCAGAUAAUGCAUUUGAUGAUGAAUACCUAAAAUGCACUGACAAAAUGGAAGUCAAAUAUGUUCCCCAAUUGCUCAAGGAGGAAAAAGCAAGCCAUCAGCUCUUGAAGGAUGUGUGGGAAAAUGCAGAAGCCAGAUGGGAAGCCCGGAAGACUCGCAUCUUUCUCCCUAUGAGUUUUAAAGAUAACCAUGGAAUAGCACUGAUGGCAUAUGUUUCUGAAGCUCAAGAGCAGAGUCCCUUUUACCAUAUGUUCAAUGAAGCUGUGAAGACGGCCGGCCUAUCUCGAAAAGAUUAUAUCUAUGACUUCCAGUUCAAAGCUUUUCAUUUUUAUCUGACAAAAGCCCUGCAGUUGCUGAGAAGACCUUGUGAGGACAGUUACAAAACUGUGGUGUAUAGUAUAAGCCAGGAUGUCUCAUUUACAUUUGGAGGGCUAAACCAAGCCAGAUUUGGCCAUUUCACCUUGGCGUAUUCAGCCAAACCUCAAGCUGCUAAUGACCAACACAUUCUGUUAACCAUCCACACAUGCUUUGGAGUUGCUAUAGAAAAUUUUUUUGAUAACGAAAGUGGAAGAAUUAUUUUAAUACCUCUGAAUGAGAUUUUUAAUGUGUCACAGGAUGGAGCCAGCAAUAACCUUAUCCUUCAAAGCACAAACAAGACCUGCAGCCAUUAUGAGUGUGCAUUUCUAGGUGGACUAAAAACUGAAAAUUGUGUUGAGAACACGGAACAUCAUCUACCCAUCUAUAUCUACAACCUUGGUGAGAAAGACCAGAACCUUGAAGACCCUGAAAUGAAAAGCCAGGAGUCCACUGUCUUAUUUGGUAUGACAAGCCAUGAACCCACCCAAAUACCUGGAAUGAAAAUUCCAGAAAUUUUUUCACUACCAGGUAAGCAGUGGUUGGCAUAUGAGAGAGGAAGCUGCCAAUUUGGGGGGUAUAGUUAUAAUUGUCACCAUUAGAUAAUGCAGGGGAGCCUGAGUACUUUGUACAAGAUCACGUAAGUGAAUAAAGGACCCACGUCUCUUAACUUACGACCUAGUACCCACCCAUUCCUUAAGACUUGUGGUUCUUCAAGUGUUUUUCCAGUUUUAUUUUACCAUGGCAGAUUUAACUUACCUAUAAGAUAUAAUCAUGAAAAUGUCAAAUAGGUAUUUAAACAGUGUGAGGCUGUUGCUGAGAACAAGGCCAUUGAGGGGCCUUGAGCUUCUGUGGCCAGAGAAACUGAACAGUAAUUUCUUUUUUUUUUUUAAUUUUUUA
This is a messenger RNA of Leptonychotes weddellii (Weddell seal), 1466 nucleotides long. The record is from RefSeq and is a predicted model, not a curated record. Lineage: Eukaryota; Metazoa; Chordata; Mammalia; Carnivora; Phocidae.